This is a messenger RNA of Cyphellophora europaea CBS 101466, 789 nucleotides long. RefSeq lists its product as uncharacterized. NCBI's taxonomy places the organism in Eukaryota, Fungi, Ascomycota, Eurotiomycetes, Chaetothyriales, Cyphellophoraceae. Bases 1 to 789 code for a protein of 262 amino acids. Gene Ontology annotation, molecular function: oxidoreductase activity. The transcript has 4 exons. The record is from RefSeq and is a predicted model, not a curated record.
AUGUCGUUUCCGUAUAAGAAAGUGCUUGUCAUAGGGGCCACUUCAGGUAUUGGCGAGGCCCUGGCCGACAAGCUCGUUAUAGAGGGCUCCUCUGUCAUCGCCACCGGUCGAAGAAAGGAGAACCUUGACAAGUUUGUGCAGCGGCAUGGACAAGGAAAAACCGAUACGGCAGUGUUCGACAUCACUCAGUUAGGGAGAAUUCCCGAGUUUGUAAGCAAGGUGACCACAGCUCAUGAUGACAUCGACUGUGUAAUCCUCAACUCGGGCAUUCAGCGGCGAACUGAUUGGAGCGAGCCCGAGACAAUCGACAUUGAGACUGUCGAUCUGGAGUUCAAAACCAAUUACCUCUCGUACAUUGCCCUGACAAAGGAGCUGAUUCCUUUCUUGAAGUCCAAAAGUCGAGAUACAGCCUUGAUUUACAUCUCGUCUGGGCUGGCUUUGGUGCCAUUGCCGCCUAGGUCCAACUACUGUGCGACCAAGGCUGCACUACACCAAUGGAUCAUGUCUCUGCGAACGUCGUUGCAACCUACCAAGAUCAAAGUCAUUGAAAUAUACCCUCCUGCUGUACAGACUGAGCUUCAUGAUGAAAAGCAUCAGCCCGACAUAAAGAAUGGCCGACAAAUGGGGAUGCCGCUGGAAGACUUCACCGCAGAGGCAUGGGACGGACUUGUGAAAGGACUGGAGGAUAUACCCGUUGGCAUCAUCAAGAACACCUAUGAGGUCUUCGAGAUCAAGCGGCGGGAAGUGUUCGGCCAGAUGCUACAGCGGUUAGGCAUGGGCGGGAAAUGA